AUGAGCUACGAUAGCGCGCUGACAAUCUUCUCGCCCGACGGCCACCUAUUCCAGGUCGAAUAUGCCCAGGAGGCGGUGCGCAAGGGGACCUGUGCUGUCGGCAUUUGCUGCAAGGACUCGGUUAUUCUCGGCGUCGAGAAGAAAGCGGCUUUGAAGCUGCAGGACUCGCGCACGAUGCGCAAGAUCCACCGGCUGGACGAGCACAUAUUUCUUGCGUCCGCGGGUCUGGUGGCCGACGCGCGCGUACUCGUCGACAUGGCACGCGUGGAGUGCCAGAACCACCGGCUGACGGUCGAAGACGCGCCAACGGUCGAGUUCAUUUCACACUAUAUUGCAUCGGUUCAGCAGCGGUACACACAGAGCGGUGGUAGACGGCCCUUUGGCAUUUCGACUUUGGUCGUCGGCUUUGAUCCCAACAACACGCCCAAGCUGUUCCAGACCGAUCCCUCCGGUAUCUACUAUCAGUGGAAGGCCAAUGCCAUUGGUCGCAACUCGAAGACCGUACAUGAGUUCCUGGAGAAGCAUUAUGCACAGGAUAUGAGCGAGUCGGACGGCAUCAAGUUGGCCGUCAAGUCGCUGCUGGAGGUCGUGCAGACUGGCGCCAAGAACAUUGAAAUCCUGGUCAUCACCAAGGACGGCAACCGGACGCCCAAUAUCCAGGAGAUCGAGCAGACCAUCAAAACCAUCGAGGCCGAAAAGAUUGAAGAGGCCGAGAAGAAGGCGAACAAGCGCAAGCCGGCCACAUCCGCUUAG
Messenger RNA from Kickxella alabastrina, 753 nucleotides. RefSeq names its product nucleophile aminohydrolase. Bases 1 to 753 code for a protein of 250 amino acids. Lineage: Eukaryota; Fungi; Kickxellomycota; Kickxellomycetes; Kickxellales; Kickxellaceae. The record is from RefSeq and is a predicted model, not a curated record. Gene Ontology annotation, cellular component: proteasome core complex; nucleus; proteasome core complex, alpha-subunit complex. The transcript is spliced from 2 exons. Gene Ontology annotation, biological process: ubiquitin-dependent protein catabolic process.